GUAGCAGUCCCAUCUUCAACUCCAUCAACACAUGUUCAAAUAUGCUGUAAUCCUAGCAGAAGUUGACAGCUUCAAUGUCCUGUGCAAGGCUGACACUGUUGUGCUGAUCUAUGAGGCCUCUUGAUGCGGUGCCAUUGCUUCAACUGUCAAGGGCCUCUUCCCACAGUGCAUGUACAGCUGUGGGCUGUAUGUGUUGACAGGGUGCGAUACUGGUGAAAGGUUCUAUGCGUUGGAAUUGGUGUAAGGAGAGAUGGUGCUCUGAGGUCCUCUGUCUGUUGCUGUUUCUGUUGCUGUUGCUAGUCUGUCUGUGCUUGUACUGUAGGCUGAUUGGUACUGAGGGCUCAUGUGUAGGAAAUAAGCCAUAUUUGGACAGUGCUUGUAGAAAUCGGGGUACAUCUCGGUUAAAUGGUCUCCCAUGCAUUCCUCUCCCAGAACUUCCUUUGCCAGAAUAUCUGAUUCACAUAUAUAUCAACGUCCAGUAUGGUAUAUCCAUGGAUUACAUCCAACUGUCGAUGUAUCUUAACGUCCACAGUUCUGCCAGACUCAUUACAGUUCCCCAAUGUCAUCCUCAGGAACCCUGUGCUAGGGUUGAAUUCUAUGCAAUCUUGCUGAACCAUCCCACUGAAAGAGACAAUCCCCAUUUCCAAGAGCAUCCUCAAAUGCUUAUGUAGAAGACGCUUUGGACAAUUUAAUUGGAGAUCUAUUCUCUUUCCUUUCACCGUAUGUGAAGGCUUAAUCUGUUGUUCGAAGAUGAAUCUCGAAGAUAUGUGCUGGGUGUAUCAUCAUCGGCUUCUCAUGAAUCAAACCAUAACAACACUUACAAGGGACGAAUAAU
Williopsis jadinii is the source of this 835-nucleotide messenger RNA. RefSeq lists its product as uncharacterized. Bases 225 to 671 code for a protein of 148 amino acids. The transcript has a single exon. NCBI's taxonomy places the organism in Eukaryota, Fungi, Ascomycota, Saccharomycetes, Phaffomycetales, Wickerhamomycetaceae. The record is from RefSeq and is a predicted model, not a curated record.